Molecule: messenger RNA, 1063 nt
Organism: Trichechus manatus latirostris (Florida manatee)
Lineage: Eukaryota; Metazoa; Chordata; Mammalia; Sirenia; Trichechidae
Gene: CLDN12
Product: claudin 12
Exons: 1
Coding region: 1-735 (244 amino acids)
Cellular component (GO): plasma membrane
Source: RefSeq, a predicted model, not a curated record
AUGGGCUGUCGGGAUGUUCAUGCAGCCACAGUCCUCUCCUUCCUGUGUGGAAUUGCCUCCGUGGCAGGCCUCUUUGCGGGGACUCUGCUUCCCAACUGGAGAAAGUUAAGACUGAUCACGUUCAACAGAAAUGAGAAGAACCUGACUGUUUACACAGGCCUGUGGGUGAAAUGUGCCCGAUAUGACGGGAGCAGUGACUGCCUGAUGUACGACACUACUUGGUACUCAUCGGUUGAUCAGCUGGACCUGCGGGUCCUCCAGUUUGCCCUGCCCCUCAGCAUCCUGAUUGCGAUGGGUGCCCUGCUUCUCUGCCUGAUUGGAAUGUGUAACACAGCCUUCAGGUCCUCGGUGCCCAACAUCAAACUGGCCAAGUGUCUGGUCAAUAGUGCAGGCUGUCACCUGGUGGCUGGGCUGCUGUUUUUCCUGGCAGGUACCGUGAGCCUCUCCCCAUCCAUUUGGGUUAUCUUUUAUAACAUGCAUCUGAACAAGAAGUUCGACCCAGUCUUUAUGUUUGACUAUGCAGUGUAUGUCACUAUUGCUAGUGCUGGGGGCCUGUUUAUGACUGCCUUUCUACUGUUUAUUUGGUAUUGUGCAUGCAAAUCUUUGCCUUCUCCUUUCUGGCAACCACUGUAUCCCCAUCCUUCCAGUAUGCAUACUUACUCGCAGCCCUAUUCCGCACGCUCCCGCCUCUCUGCCAUUGAAAUUGACAUUCCAGUAGUUUCACAUACCACCUAAUGGGAAAAUAGUUAAUUGUUAAAGAAAACUCUUUUUGUAGCCUCACAUUCCCCUUAUGCACCACCUACCACCGCAAGGAGCUUUUUUGGACCUGUGUGUAUUUUCUUUUGUUCCUGACCAAUCAUUGAAGCCAAAUUUGUAUGUCCUGGUAGAAUGAAGUGCUGCUAGUUGUUACAAGAAGAACAUUAUUGUAAAUGUGAAUCAUUCCUUUUAUCUUCUUACACUGGAAGGAUUUUUAAUCUCCAUAUUGAUGAUUUGGUCAGUUAUUUAAGUGGAAAAGACCUGUGUCUCCGUUGAGGUGAUUUAGAGUAACAUGGUAAAGUAAAAA